AUCUACUUCUCGCCACUUUUAAUUGUCACUGAUAGUCUUGAUUUCCGCAUCGGCUCCCACCACGAUACAGGUGAAUUGUGGAGUACGCAGCAAUGAAUACAAUGUCUAAGUUUGAUCCUUUGGAUUUGUGUAAUCAUUUCCAGGAAAGUUCCGGUACUGCUCUUCUUCUCCAUUCUAUCCGACGUGUUGUUUUGACUCCAGCAUUCUCUCCAGCUCGAGUACAAGAACUGGCACCGAUGGUCAAAGAAAACGUGGAUUUAUUACUAAAACGCUUCGAGGGCUUUGCCAAAAAUGGUAGCCCCGUCAACAUUUUCACAAGCACCAAGGCUUUCACCAUGGACAUCAUCUCUAAAAUUGUCUUCGGAAAAGAACUUGGUUGUAUUGAAGACCCGGCUUUCCGAAACCAAUUUAUUGAAUAUCUACACGGCACAUUUGAAAUGGGAUGGCCAGCCACGACUUUCCCAAACUUGACAAGGCUCUCCCUGUCCUUGCCUGAUUGGAUCGCGGAUCGGUUGUUUCCUAUCCCGCUAAUGGAAUUCAAAAAGGUACUCGCCGCAACCAAAUCAAGAUCCAGUUCUACCCACUUUCGCUAACCCUUGUGUCACGCAGAAAUGCAUUAAGCUCAUUGAGAAUUAUCUAAACGAUCGAAAUGUUCCUAUCGUCGAGAAAACUGGAAAACAAGCUAAGAAGAAUGAGUUCAAUCAAUCGGUCGUUAUCGACACGCUUGUUGACCCCUCAACGGCCAAAGACCACAGUGUCUUGAAUGCCAGCGAACUUGCAGAGGAAGUGAUCAUGUUACUAUCGGCUGGAAACGAUACAACCUCAAAUGCCAUGAUUUCUGGUAUCUACCAGAUAUUGAGGAGCCCGGAAGUUUAUAAGAGGCUCAACGAGGAAUUGAUGGUUAAUUUUCCCAUGCUUGAAAAUGAGAUUACUUACGACAGAGCAAAAACGCUUCCCUAUCUCGUGAGUGAGACACGUCGGAAUAGAACUUUAUAACUCUCCUAACUAAUCUGACUAUAGUCGGCGGUGAUCAAAGAGAUUCUUCGAUACAGCAGCCCGCUCCCAGCUCGACUUCCGCGAGUAGUUCCUCCCGAAGGAUAUAAUCUGUAUGGACACCACGUCCCGCCAAGCGUAUGUCUCCUGAAAGACUUCCAAAUUAAACAUAGAGCAAUUCAGCUAAUUGUAUUAUGCAGACUAUUAUGGUCACUUCUUCGUAUUUGCUCAACCGUCACGAAAGUUGUUGGCCAAAUCCAGAUCAGUUUAGCCCUGAGCGUUGGUUGAACAACGACUCGGCACGUCUUGACAAAUACAUGACCAGCUUUUAUCGUGGCACCAGACAAUGUCUUGGUAAGGAAUAA
Hymenoscyphus albidus is the source of this 1358-nucleotide messenger RNA. The record is from the annotation of a GenBank genome assembly. Lineage: Eukaryota; Fungi; Ascomycota; Leotiomycetes; Helotiales; Helotiaceae.